AUGGUUUACGAAAUGCUAUCUCCGGUACCAGUUAAGAAGAGACAUAGACCUACACUUGUAUGUUUGAAUUGCAGGCGUCGUAAGACGAAAUGUGAUAGAGGAAAGCCCUCGUGCAGUAACUGUUUAAAGCUGGGAGAAACGUGUGUUUACUCCGAGGAUACGGAUGAGAAUGCUUCUAAAAAAGUAAGAUACGAAUAUAUGGAUGAUCUUGGAUUACCGGAGUUCAUCAAUAUGGCUCCUAAAGGGCUACAUCUGUUAAGCAAAAGAUCAGCUUCGUGGUUCAAUGGGUUGUUCUCAGACAUCGCUAUAUGUGACAGAGAUCCAUAUUUAAGAAUAACAAACGCUGUCAUUGAUAUUUUACGGAAAAGUGCCAGUAAAGGUAUCGAUCGUAGUGAAAGAGACACCGUCUUGCAGCUUCCUAAUUCGUUAAAGACCGUAACCAUGUACAACCGGUCAGAAAAGUCUGAAGAUCAACUAUACCAUCAGAUAGCUAGGGAGUUCUCAGCAUUGCGGUCUGCCCCAAUACCGGAGACAUAUGUACCGUAUGAAUACGAAUUUUGGUCCAAAUAUUAUCCAUACUUCGUUGACAAGAUUCAUCCGUUGGUGCCUGUAUUCAAUCUUAUUGAGUUGAAGGAUCUACUAGAAAAGUUUUUUCAACGCCAAAAAGACCAUCCGGGCAAAUUGAACGACAAGGUACACGAGUCUACUCUUUUAAUGCUAACGUACCUCAUCAUCAAUUUUUUCCUCCUCGAAUUCGAUUCUCAUAAUAGGUUGAUUCAGGACCAUAUUAAUAUUAUUAAAAAAUGGUUAGUACAAUCUAAAUGGUUCCAAAAGACAACUCUACUCCAGUUAAGGGUAUGGCUAGUCUUGAGAUUCCAUAACUGGUGUACUUACCACGAUAACGACGGCAAUCGUAUGAAUGCCAACGACGGAUUAAUGGGGUUAAUUAUGGGCCAUUGCGCAUCACUUGGAAUUACAUGGCAAUUAUGGACGAAUGUCGAUAGUGAUGAGUGUAAAAAUAUCUGGAUAAACGCUUUACAUUGGGAUAGGAAGUUAGCAGUGUUGAAUGGAAAUGACACGUUUAAUGGAAGGACAAUGAGGGUACCAGAACUCCCUAAUGAUCAUUUAGUUCUUAAAUUCUUAAAAUGUUGUGUUGAUGAUCCUACACACGUGAAUUAUAAACUCGCUAUUGAAAUAUUAAACAAGUUAAACUUUGAAGAGCAGAACCCCAUGGUUACCUGGGAAUGGAAAGUUAUUGUUGCUGUGACAAAGUUACAAAUCAACCAUGGACGCUUGAAUCAUAUUAACGAAGGGAUCUCGGCCGUUAUCGCAUCAUUAGAAGAUUUAAUUACUCUAUGGAAUGAGCAUUUCAUUAGACCAUUAGCGCCUGUGUCUUAUUCCAGUAGAAUCAUAGAGAUAUCAAUGAAUAAAGCCCUAGUUCUCUUGCCAGCAAUAAUACUAAGAGCUCGUAACCCCUGCAAACAAAAAAUCCUACAGUUAAUGGAUAAAAUAUUGACAACGUACUUUAAUGAAUUCCCAUACUAUUAUCAUGUAUUCAAAAGAUUGUUCAAAUAUAAACUAACUUUAAAUUUGAUCAAUAGAGAGGAUUCAUUAGAUCAUAUGUUGACGAUUCUAAAACAUGAGAAUCAUCAAGUUCUAGAAAAAUUGGGUAUAACCAGUAAAGACGCAGAAAUGUCAGACGACGAUGUAAUAAAAGUCUGGAAUGCCAGAUUCAGUUUCACUGAAAAAGUAGUUAAUUUGAAAGUUGAAAUGAUGUGUAAAAACUACGAACCAAAUCUCUUCUCAUCAAGUUAUCAGCACGCUCUUGAAAAAUUAGAAGAGAGGCAUUCGGCCAAGGCAGAUGCAAUAGAUGUCACUCAAUUUUUGCAACAAGUCUUUGACUCAACAGAUUUUGACCUCUUUUAUGGGAUGGAUGUAGGUGAACUCCCCAAGAUGGACAGCAUUCUUCCAUAA
Messenger RNA from Kluyveromyces lactis, 1974 nucleotides. It is a transcript of the gene OAF3, whose product is annotated as Oaf3p. Gene Ontology annotation, molecular function: DNA-binding transcription factor activity, RNA polymerase II-specific; zinc ion binding. The transcript has a single exon. Bases 1 to 1974 code for a protein of 657 amino acids. The record is from RefSeq and is a predicted model, not a curated record. Gene Ontology annotation, biological process: positive regulation of transcription by RNA polymerase II. NCBI's taxonomy places the organism in Eukaryota, Fungi, Ascomycota, Saccharomycetes, Saccharomycetales, Saccharomycetaceae. Gene Ontology annotation, cellular component: nucleus.